UGACGUUUGGGGUUUGCAGCUGGUUGUUUCUGCGGACUCACAACAUCUAGUCACUGCAGGGGCAGCUGUUCUCAGAGACGUCCUUUCCAGACAAACAUUUAAUCAGUAAAAAUGUCGUAUGGGGCUGUUGACGGUAGCAGCUUCAGUGGACGGAAUCCGUUUGGAGGCCCUUCCAGACAAGGAUAUCAACCUUUAGCAUCGCAGAUUGAUCCCAAUGAAAUUCAAGAAGUAUUUCAGGAGCUCACAGCAAACAUCUUUCGCAUUAACACGAACGUGACUUCCUUAGAGAAGAGUUUGCAAGCUCUGGGGACACCUAAUGAUACACAAGAGCUCAGAGAUGAACUGCACACAACUCAGCAGGAGACGAAUAAAACCAUCAGUUCCUCUACAAAGUAUAUCAAGCAGCUCUCGGAAAUAGUACGUGGAUCAUCUAGGCGGGAAUGGCUGCAGUUGGACAGGCUUAAAAACCAGCUUUCAGACUCUAUUCAGCGUUACGGAACUUUGCAGAAGAAAGUUGCUGAAAAGUCCAGAGCGUUGCUUCCUUCAACAUUGAAGAACAGACAGAUUGCCAAGAAUCCCUUUACAGAGAUUAGUGAUGAGGACGAGUUCCUUGGCAGAGGACCCAGUAAGUGGCAAGCCACGGUUGAAGCUUCGGAUCCUGCACAGGCCCAAGGCCAGGCUUUCCUUUCAGAGGUCACAGAGGAUGAAGUGGAAUUGAUAAAACAGCGAGAGGAGGCGUUAUUACAGAUUGAGGCAGACAUGCUGGAUGUGAAUCAGAUUAUUAAGGACCUAGCAUUACUGGUGCAUGAACAGGGGGAGAACAUUGAUAGUAUUGAAGCCAAUAUUGAGAGAGCAGCUACAAAUGUUGACACAGCUAAUGAGCAGCUAAUGAAAGCGAGUCAGCACCAGAAAAGAGCUCGGAAGGUGAAAUGCUUCUUCAUUCUAGCCGCUUUAGUUAUUUUGGUAGUCAUCAUCAUCAUUAUUGUGGUGUCAGUAAAGCACUGAACUUCUGAUAUUAUACCUCCAGAUGGUCCACAUUUAUUUCUCAUCAUGAUAACAAGACAAGCGGAGUAAAGCAACCCAAAGGAUGUGAAUCAUUGCAAGCUCAAUCCAAAAUGGACUCUUCUAUCAAUUUCAGUCUCCACCUCAAUCCAUCACACCCUUUCUCUUCUGUAUUUAUUGCCGUCAUAUCCAUCGUCCAUUUAACUUUCCCCACUCACUUCACAUCGUCUCAGUGUUCGCAUUGUCACAGUCCCAGGUAGGACACUAUCUGAUCACUUCUUUAUGUUCCUCUCCUGGAUCUCCUUCCCUCCAGCAGCCCCACCUCUUGUGUCUUCCACUGGAAAAUGCUUUCCCCCAAUUUAAUUGUUUCUGCCCUCUCAGAAUACCAGUUGACUAACCUUUGACCCUCCAUUCCUCCUGAUCUCUCUGUGAGCCACACCUUGAGCUCCAUUUUUGAUGUCCCACCCCCCAGUUUAACCAUGACUCUCUUUCACUCUGGAUGAUCCAACUGAUAAAGCCCUUAUUUCUGUCCACUAAUCUGAAGGAGCACACAUUUGAAAGUUUAAAGUGGUCAGCUGGUGGACAUAGUCACUGCCAUACUGGACUGGCCAAGCGAAACCUCUCAGGUUCUCUCU
Pristis pectinata (smalltooth sawfish) is the source of this 1637-nucleotide messenger RNA. RefSeq names its product T-SNARE Domain Containing 1 (gene tsnare1). Lineage: Eukaryota; Metazoa; Chordata; Chondrichthyes; Rhinopristiformes; Pristidae. The record is from RefSeq and is a predicted model, not a curated record. The transcript has 12 exons. Gene Ontology annotation, biological process: intracellular protein transport; vesicle-mediated transport; vesicle fusion. Gene Ontology annotation, cellular component: membrane; endomembrane system; SNARE complex. The coding region runs from base 112 to 1005 and encodes 297 amino acids. Gene Ontology annotation, molecular function: SNARE binding; SNAP receptor activity.